This is a messenger RNA of Fusarium pseudograminearum CS3096, 855 nucleotides long. RefSeq lists its product as uncharacterized. The transcript has 6 exons. NCBI's taxonomy places the organism in Eukaryota, Fungi, Ascomycota, Sordariomycetes, Hypocreales, Nectriaceae. The record is from RefSeq and is a predicted model, not a curated record. Bases 1 to 855 code for a protein of 284 amino acids.
AUGAUUGAGAUAGUUGAUCACAUUGAAACCCCGACACCAGUUGUCAGGCUGCAGGUUUGGCAUCUGGACCGACGGGGACAGAGCAGGGUUGUUAACAAACAAUUGAUGGAACAUCUCGCAAAAACAACUCUGUUUCAAGAUUGGUCCAUCACCCCAUCCUUAGCCUGCGCUACCCGGGAUCAUUAUGUCCCGAUCGAAAUGAACGUCUUUUCAGUCGGCCAGAACCUUACCGACGAGAUCAGGAUAAGGUUCACCCACUUUCACCUUUUCUUUUCUUUGGAGCUUGAUUUCAAUCUAGCUAUUGAAGAUUCUAUGAUUGUUGACCGUAGCGGUCUCACUGAAACGCAAAGAGCUUCUGAAAGGCAAUUUGAAUAUCGGUCAGCUCUGGACUUCGCUGAAGGAAAGGAUGAGCAAUACUACAUUGAGAUACUAGAUGACCGAACUGCUGUCAGCAAGGAGGAACUCCAUCUCGCCCUGAUACACACCAAUCUGGCCACAAUCGCCUUCGCUGACCAUCAGAGGAACGUGAUAAAGGUGCUGCAAAAGAUGAAGGGACGAUACAACGAAGACAUCAAAAGCAGUAGAUACCUGGUCGGAUUCGCGUUUCUGGUUAUUGCGACAGUAGGAGCUACAAUGACAGGUGGCUUGAGCACUCCAUUGCUUCUAGCUGCCGCUGCCUCCGGUUGUGGAGGUCUUGGCGUCGGCGUCGGUAUCGACCAGGGUCUCAAAUGGUGCAAAGUCUAUAGCAAAGAGCUUACAGUCCGCAGGUUCGACAAAACAAUCGACGAACUUGUGGACGCACUCAAGGACGCCAAACUUGGAUUCGCUUCCAUUUAUUGCUCUGACAUCCUUUAG